Messenger RNA from Bactrocera oleae (olive fruit fly), 2932 nucleotides. RefSeq names its product glycine, alanine and asparagine-rich protein. Lineage: Eukaryota; Metazoa; Arthropoda; Insecta; Diptera; Tephritidae. The record is from RefSeq and is a predicted model, not a curated record.
AUGCUCAUAACUGAAUUUGCAGCAAACAUGAUCAAGUGCAACAUAGCAAACACGCUCGCUGUGCCGCUACUAAUAUUGGCGCUCAGUUGUUCCACCACAAUUGGACGUCUUAAUAAACGCAGUGGCUAUAUCUACAAGCAGCCUUCUGGACCGCCACAAGCGCCAGCACAUGGAUUUUACGAGAACAGCAACUCACUUCAUCCACAUGAGCUGCCAUCAGGUCCGUCUCUUGAGGCACACAGCGGUCCUUAUUACGAAUACAAGCAAUCACUGCCCAGUGUGCAUUCGCAUGGUGGCGGCGGUGGCAGUAAGAGCGUUGGUGGCAAAUCUGGCUACAGCAUUGGCAGUGGCUUGCGCUCCAUCGCGCAAGGAUCGGCCAAUCAGGCAUACACCGCGGUAGCCAAUCAACACGCCGCCGCCAAGCAGGCUGCUUUCAUAGCCAAAAACACUUUGGCACAGGCGGCAUCGCAAGCAGCUGCUACUGCGCAGGCAGCGCUGGCCGGUAAAAAGGUGAUUUUGCAGGAGUUGGAGCAACAGGCAGCGGAAUCUCAACGCUCGCUAUCGCGCGAGCUGGAGCAAUUGAAAUCUGCUAAGAUCGCGGCGCAGUUGGCACAGCAAACAGCGCAGUCUGCCAAUCAUCAUGUUUCUGUGCUGAUAGCGGCAGUGAAUAAUGCGAAAUCGCUAGCCGAACAGGCUGAGCAAGCGACAAGUGAGGUGGAUAAUCAGUUGGCUUCACAAUCGUCAAUGGUCGGUCAGGCAAAAAGUCGCGUGGAGCAAGUGGAGGAGCAGCUGAAGCAGGCCCGUAUCGAUUACGAGGCAACCAAGGAGGCGACAUUGAAAGCCGCAUCUUCUGCCGCCGAAGCUCAGGUGAAUGCAUCUAAGGCGGCUGCCCACGCCACCAUCGGUUUGCACGAGAGCACCAAUCACAAUCCGCCUAGUGCUGAAGGAGAUGACUCAUCAUAUGACAUUGAAACCACUGCACAUGGCCAAGAAAUACAGUAUGAAGCACAUAACGAGCAUAGGCAAUAAUGAUGGUAUAGGAGGGCAUGGGACCUUGGGCUAAACAUUUCUGGAUUAAAACAAAAAUAAAUAAUAUCAAGAUAGCAAGAUCUAGUUUUUAUUUCAACGGUUGGUGGACAAAAUCAAGGAACAUGUUAAAAUGAGAUGUUGAGAGUUCACUUAAGCCACAAUGAAAGAACGAGAAAGAUGACAAUUCGCAUACUUACGGCUAUUUGGUUCGUCAACGUUGGGUAUUGUGUAAGAUUUUCUUAAAAUACAGCGGAUUCGCUUAAAAGCGAAAUCUCCAUAUCUGAAUGUAUUCAAUGCGGCCAAAAAACCCCGUAGAAAAGUUUUGACAAAGUGAAAUAAACUUGACAGGUAAGCGUUUUACGAAUAAGUCAAAGUUUGAUGUAGAAGCAGGGCUACCGAGAGAAAAACCCGACCAAGGGGUAAAAAAGGUUCAGGGCCUCUACCUACAUGAAUGUUUCUAAUAUUUUAUAAAUUUUAUUAACCUACUGCCCACUUACUAUUUCAAUGGUUCUGAAGAAUAAGUAAAAGAGACGUGGUAUUUUAUGCUCUCAUCACAUCUGUAUUAAAUUUGCUCUUUGCUUUUGUUGAUGUUGGGUUUGUUUUGUACAAUUUGUUUUGUACGAUUUUGAAAAUAUCAGUUCAUAUUUAGACUUUCAGACAAAAAUAUUUUUCCAGAUUAAACCGGAAUACACUUAAUUCUGUUUUUUCAUGGAAUAUAGAUUGGUUCUAGAAAAAACCGUGUGAAAAAAGACGUUGAUCAAUCCCCUAAAUUUGUGCUUUUUAUAAUUGCUCUGACCAGUCAAUUUGGAACUCCUCUUAAUUUGUGAUAUGAACAUAUUUUGCAAAAAUUAAAUCUGACCAAUAAAAUAUAAGCCCACAAAAAUAUUAGUCGUGUUAAAUGGAAUAUAAUCGUGUAAAAAAUUAAAAAUUCUUUUAUUUUCAAACCGUGUAAAAACAGAAUUAAAUGUAUAUGAACAAAGGAAUAUCAAGACUUGACAGUUGAUAAGAAAACAGAAACAUCUCAUUCAAACAUUAAUUUAUCGAUCUAAUUAAUGAAAAUAUGCUUCUUUUGAAAUCUGUUGACUAUCAUGAUUAAGUUUGUGCAAUUCUUUUAUUUGAAACUUAGAAGUAGACUUUUCGAGCUUUGGCGGCAGCGAAUGCGUCGAUAAUAGUCUGUAAACCCAAAUUCUUGGCUAAUUCUGCUCCUAGGCACACUAUAGCUAGUCCAGAAAUCCUGCCUUGUGACAAGCAUGAUCGAUGAAAUUUUUGAUCCUUGCUAAAGCACUAAACGAAAAUUCACCACUUGAAACAGAAACGGGUAAAGUGCAAAAUAUUCUUAAAGCAAUGCAAAUAUUUGAGAUAAGUCUUUUUAAUUUUUAGUUUGAUUGAUGGCAUUCCAUAAGUCGUAUGGAGUAAGAUGGGUUACAAAAUUUGCAUCGUAAACGUGUCUGAGAUGAAUAGCUUCAUUGGACAACUUAUCCGAUACACAAACAUAAUACUUUUUCGCAAAAUUUUUUGUAGCUGCGUCGAGUUCAUCUUCUUUCAAAUCAUGGAACUGCCAUAGAAGUCAAGUAUGACGCUGAAAGUGUUUCUUUCAAUUUGCAUACACUUUUUCAUGUACGUUGUAUCCGUGUUCCAUCAUCCAAAGACACCAAGGUCAUCAUAUGAUUUUGCCAUUUUUUUAACAGAGACGACAAUAUUUGUGCAAGGUUUUAUUCCAAUAUCUUCAUUGGUUCUUCACCUACAUAUAUACAUACAUAUUUUAUAUGCAUCCCCCUUCUAACCUAUUUUGCCUUAACAACAAAAUUUAUAUAUAUAAUUUAUUAGAACAAAAACCACUCAUGUUCAAAGUUUAAAAGUUGAAAUUAAAGCAAUUAAACUUCAGAUCAACCCAACUCUUUUU